GGCGGGCGGCGGGCACAGGUCGCGUCGGGGCCAGGCCGGGAGCGGGACGGGAGUCGCCUGUUUGCUUCAGCGCCGCCGGGACAUGCUCGCAGCCUGACUGACCGCAGGUGGCCGCCGCGCCCGGGACACGAAUGAAGAAGCUGUUGCUCCUCCUGUUCACACAUCGGGGACUCGUCAGCCGAGGGGGCCGCAGGGGGAAGCGCCGUCGAAAAUGGCCUCGUUCAGCAUCCGCGCCGCGCGCCCCGAUGACUGCCCUGAGCUCCUGCGACUGAUCAAGGAACUAGCGAAAUACGAGGACAUGGAGGAUCAAGUGGUGCUAACCGAGAAAGGUACGAGAGCGGCAGCGGGUCGCCGGGCCGCUGGUCUAGUGGCGCUGUCUGUAGCUCAGGUGCCGAUCUGUUCUGCUUUUCCAGAACUGCUUGAGGAUGGUUUUGGCGAGCACCCUUUCUACCACUGCCUGGUUGCAGAAGUGCCAAAAGAACAGUGGUCGUCUGAAGAACACUGCAUUGUGGGCUUUGCCAUGUAUUACUUCACUUACGAUCCGUGGAUUGGAAAACUGCUGUAUCUUGAAGAUUUUUAUGUGAUGGCUGAGUAUAGAGGACUGGGCAUUGGGUCAGAAAUUCUGAAGAACUUGAGUCAGGUCGCUGUGAAGUGCCGCUGCAGCAGUAUGCACUUCCUUGUUGCAGAGUGGAACGAACCAUCCAUCAGGUUCUAUAAGAGAAGAGGCGCCUCUGAUCUGUCCACUGAGGAGGGGUGGAGGCUCUUCAAAAUUGACAAAGAAUAUCUCUUGAAGAUGGCAACAGAAGAGUGAGAGAUGAUUCCAGCAAAUAAAUUCUUUCUACGAAUAUACAUGCUCUCUGAAUAAACUCCUUCUUGCUUUUUUGUGUACAGUUUGUAGUGGAAUAAAGUAGUGUGGAUGCUAAUAAUGAAAAUGCUAUACAGGUGUGGUCAUAGAGUAAUCGGUACUGUGAUCUGGAGUUGAGGCAUCUGUGAAGUUGCAUAUGUGCUUGUUGUGCAUCCUUUACCAGUGUGGGCUUGUAAUCUUUGUAUAUGGAAACUUCAUUCUUGUAAGUGUCACUCAAAUGUGUACAAUGUACACACUGGUAGGGUUUGUUUUAAUUAUUGCCUUUUAUAAAAAUAAAUAGUGUUUUCACUUCA
Messenger RNA from Tyto alba (common barn owl), 1158 nucleotides. RefSeq names its product spermidine/spermine N1-acetyltransferase 1 (gene SAT1). The record is from RefSeq and is a predicted model, not a curated record. Bases 212 to 811 code for a protein of 199 amino acids. Gene Ontology annotation, cellular component: cytosol. The transcript is spliced from 5 exons. Lineage: Eukaryota; Metazoa; Chordata; Aves; Strigiformes; Tytonidae. Gene Ontology annotation, molecular function: N-acetyltransferase activity.